AUGCCUUUCUCCCGGUCACUUGGCCUGCGCCUGGCCGCUAGCGCGAUUGCCAGUGCGUGCAUUGGUGUUGGCAUCAACGCCAUCCUGCGUCCAGACCAUGCCCUCACCUUUUUCGAGUUCCAGCCGACCUCAGCGAUCGAUAAACCCAUAAUCGACAGUCUCGUGACGAUCUUUGGAAUCCGAGAUAUCUUCAUGGGGGUUGCCAUUUUGGCAGCUUCGUACUUUGGGACUCAUUCCACGCUGGGCUGGAUCUUGAUUGCCACUGGUGGAGUUGCAUUUGCAGACGGAUUAGUCUGCUGGAGCCAUGGCGGCGGCGAGUGGAAUCACUGGGGGUUUGCACCUGUGGUCACGGUGAUCGGCGGCUUGUUACUCGAGUGA
This is a messenger RNA of Penicillium brevicompactum, 378 nucleotides long. Its product is annotated as DUF4267 domain-containing protein. The record is from RefSeq and is a predicted model, not a curated record. The coding region runs from base 1 to 378 and encodes 125 amino acids. Lineage: Eukaryota; Fungi; Ascomycota; Eurotiomycetes; Eurotiales; Aspergillaceae. The transcript has a single exon.